AUGAGCCAUCUCGAUCUUUCGGGUUCUCCCUCGAAUCUUAUCCCAUCACCCAAAAUGUCGUCCCACGGCCACGGCAGUAAGAAGUCCAAGAAGCAUUCUAAGGACAAAGACUCGUCAGACAUGUAUAUGGAGCGUCGCCAAUCAGAUCGGAGCAAUGCAUAUGUUGUCUACGAGCAUGGUGUAGGCUCGGGGUCAUCAGGAUCCCACAGCCACUCCCAUAGAAGUCACCAUGGAAGCCACCACCGAAGCCACCACGGAGACUCUAGAGGAGCGAACAACCCGUUGGCAGAGCCGGUCACGUCAGCUCAACCACCGGCCCAACCAACUAUACCUGAAACUAUACCUGAAGAGCCGCCAGCCGAGCCGCAGCCUGCACCGAUGAACGAUCAAGCCAGUUUUACUGACCAAUCUGGAUAUCAGACUGUCGUCCAACCAGUUUCCGGUGGUAGAGCAGUCCGCGUAUCAGUAGGAACAGGGUAUACAGCGAAUGGAGUCGCGCCUCAAGCGGGUAACUACUACCCCCCUAGCCAAAACCCAUUCGCAAAUUAUAACAACCCGGCAGGCUCCAGUCAAGCAACGGCCCAGGAUCAAGCGAAUUACUACCACACCAACCAAGCAGCCGGUCAGGAUCAAGCGAAUUACUACCACACUAACCAAGCAGCGGCUCAGGAUCAAGCGAAUUACUACUACACCAACCAAGCAGCCGGUCAAGAUCCAGUAGAUGGCGAUGAAACCUAUCAAGCAGCGGAUCCGGAAACGACGGCUCAAGCGCCUGAAGGACAGAACUAUCCGGAAGGGAAUUCGGGGAAUGUCAACGGCUUGGGAUUCGGUUGGAGCCAACCUGACCCAUCUGGCAGGCAAUAUCUUCAUUAUGAGAAGAAGCACCACAAGAAGCAUCAUCAUCAUCACCAUCACCGCCACUAUAAGAAAUCCAAGUCCUCCAAGGGCGACUCAUGGAACGGUUUGUACCUGGAGCGUAAGAAAUCGGACCGAGGCACUAUUCAUGUUCGCCGUCGUGAUGCGGCUCCGGAGUCGUCGGAACCCCGUGGUCGUUCUCCCGGGAAUUCUAGUGGCCGUCGUGAGAGUUAUCGUGGAAGCCACCAUAGUAGCCCUUCCAGAAGCAGCCGUAGUAGCCCUCUCGGAAGUCGCUAUAGUAGCACUAUCGGGAGUCGCUAUAGUAGCACUAUCGGAAGCCCCGAUGUAAGCCCUCAAAGAAGCCAGCAUGAAACUAGGUAUACAGGCCAGUAUGGAGACCAGCGUGGAAACCAGCAUGGAAGCCAGUACGGGAACCAGUAUGGAAAUCAGUAUGGAAGCUAUGGAGGCCCGAACAUCCCGCCUGCACAGCCGGUCAUGCCAACUCAACCAACCAUACCUGAAGAACCAGUUCCAUUUCCUUCUGAACCGAGAGACCAGCAAUCUGCACAAGCUGGAUACAGAGUGGUAGAGAUGCCAACGCCAGGAGGAAGACCAUUACGAGUAUCGGUUGCAACUGGAUAUACAUCAAAUGGGGUCGCGUAUCAAGCAAAUGGCUACUUACCCCCUAAUGGAAACCCAAAUGCAAACCAGUACCAAGCGGCCAGUAACAGCCAAGCGCCUGGCUGCAACAAAGACAACCCAGUAAAUCAAUACUACCGAGGAAACUGGUUUUAA
Daldinia loculata is the source of this 1650-nucleotide messenger RNA. RefSeq lists its product as uncharacterized. The transcript is spliced from 4 exons. Bases 1 to 1650 code for a protein of 549 amino acids. NCBI's taxonomy places the organism in Eukaryota, Fungi, Ascomycota, Sordariomycetes, Xylariales, Hypoxylaceae. The record is from RefSeq and is a predicted model, not a curated record.